Molecule: messenger RNA, 753 nt
Organism: Rosa rugosa (rugosa rose)
Lineage: Eukaryota; Viridiplantae; Streptophyta; Magnoliopsida; Rosales; Rosaceae
Exons: 2
Coding region: 1-753 (250 amino acids)
Molecular function (GO): nucleic acid binding; RNA-DNA hybrid ribonuclease activity
Source: RefSeq, a predicted model, not a curated record
AUGGAUAAUUAUACAUUUAUAUAUGUUGAUUCAUCAUCUAAAUGGCUCUUGAGUCAAGAACAAGUGAAUAUAGCCAUAUUCCUUCCAAAUUUUGGCAUUUGGGGGGCAAGAAACAACUUAAUUUUCAACAACUCUCUUGCUUCCCCAAAUAACAUCACUCUCUCUACUGCCUCUGUUGGGUCCAACUAUAGAAGAAACAAUCAGAUAGCUUCAAAGAUAGGAUAUGAGUCAAUCGGUACUAUCACUUGGAAACCCCCUCCAGCUGGCCUCUUUAAACUCAACUUUGAUGGAUCAGUGAAGGGUCGUAAUAGUGCUGCUGCGGCCUUCAUCAUCAGGGAUUCUAAUGGGAGGCCUAUCCUAGCUGGUACCCGUAAGAUUGGUGUCACUUCAGUACCUACUGCUGAGGGUUGUGCUCUUAAAGAUGGUCUCAUCCAGGCUCUUUGUCAAAACAUCAAAAUAAUUCAAGUUGAGGGUGACUCACUCCUCAUUUUCAACUGUAUUAAUCGAGCUUGUGCCUCGCCUUGGAGAAUCAGAUCAUUGAUCUCUGACAUAAUCUGGCUUGCUGCGAAAUUUGAGGUCAUUUCCUUCUCCCAUAUCUUCCGUGAGGCCAAUUUCGUUGCAGAUGCCAUCACUUCGACGGGUCAUAAUCUUUCUCAUCCCAAGAUUUGGUUGGGUUCCAUUCCAGAUACGGCCUCGUCCGCCCUGCUUCUAGAUUCUGUUAACCUUGGUUGUCCAAGGGGUUUGUUGUUGUAA